AUCCGCGUAAGUGUUGCGGGGUGGCGGAGUGCGAGGGAUGGAGCCGAGACGAGGAGAGACGAGGGAGAGACGCGAAUGGAAGGGAAUCCGGAAGGAAGCAGGAGGAGAGCCCAGUUCCCCCGUUGCUGUGUCGCAGCAGAUCUUUGCCGCGAUUGUCCGUGCACGACAGCGGCGUCGCGUGCAGCGGCAACGAGCAAUCGCCUCCUGCCGCCGGCCAUCCCCACAAUUCCAAACAACAAUUGGCGGCCGAUCUCAGGCAACUGCACACGUUGAAGCAACAUUAUUAUCCGGAGGGUGGAUGGGGAUGGGUGGUGCUGCUCGUAGGGAUGUUGGUACAGAUGCUGUCCCACGGUGUGCACGGAUCCAGCGGGAUCUUGUUGCGGCAGGUGGCUGACAAGUUUGGGCAACGCGUUUACUUGGAGACAGAUACAUCGCGCGAUGCACCAUAAGGCAGCAUUACUACCCUGAGAGUGGUUGGGGUUGGGUGGUCGUAGUAACCGGCGUUAUGGUGCAAAUUCUUGCCGCGGGGAUUCACGGGGCUGUUGGAGUGUGGUUGCUGUUGGAAGGAACGAAACGAUAUCGUCAAUCCCCUGUUAACGUAGGAUGGCUAGGAGCAAUGUCGACAGGAGUGGCUCUACUAGUUUCACCGGUAACAAUAGCGUUUUGUCGGAGAAAAAGUACAAGACUCACCGCGGUUUUGGGUGGCCUCGUUACAGCUCUCGGCUGCCUUUUCACUUCUUUCGCCUCGCAGUUCCACCAAUUGUUCAUCAGCUAUGGCACCGUUGUCGGUAUAGGAGUCGGCAUGACCAGGGAUUGUAGCACUUUAAUGGUGGCGCAAUAUUUUAAGAGGAGGCGAGAACUGGUCGAGAUUUUUAUCGUGUCCGGAAGUGGCCUUGGUAUCGCUGUUAUGUCGGCUUUCAUUAAGGGAAUGAUUAGCAAGAUUGGGUGGCGCUUAGGCCUUCAAGCAGUGACCGGCGUGGUUUUCCUCACGUUCAUCUUAGGCACCUUUUAUCGAAGCGCAUCCCUGUACCAUCCGCAACGUAGAGCUAUUCUACAUCUGAAAAACCAAAAGCGUAAGAUUAAGGAUAAGAACAAGACGGACGAUGGUCCACCGUUCUUCGACUUCAGUACGCUGAAGAGCAAAACAGUGAGAAUACUGCUCGUGUCCACUGGGAUAUCUGCCUUCGGGAUCAACACCCCGAUAUUUUACCUGGCGCACCAAGCCGAAGAAGAAGGCCUUGGGGACACGGUGAUCCUGCUUCAGGCUUAUCUCGGUCUGGCCUGGACCCUCGGCUGUGUCGCCUUUGGCCUUUUGGUCGUGCAUCGCAGCGUCGAAUGCAGGAUAGCGCGUCAGUAUCUCACGCAAGCGGCGAUAUUUGUAUGCGGAUUGUGCAUUCUGGCUCUCACCGCCGUUCAAGGAAAUUAUCACGGAUAUGUGUUGUUCGCCUGGAUAUACGGCAUCUUCUGCGGCGGCUACCAUUACAGCCUGAAAAUGUACACCUACGAGAGAGUGAGAGCGAGGAAUUUCGCGAGAACGUGGGGUUUCGUUCAAUGUUCCCAAGCCAUACCAAUAGCGAUUGGAGUUCCAAUUUCAGGAUACAUGAACAUCAGUUGCGGUGGGAAAGCUGGUUACUACUUCAGCUCGACCUGCGUACUGGUGGGCAGCUUCACCCUCUUCUUCAUAGAUCUUCACAGAAGAAACUUGUCGAGGCACAAACACGUGAGGUCUAACGGGACCAAGCACCUCUGCGUCUCGGACACUUGUCCGCAACGGAGGAAGUUGUCGUUCAGCCAGGAACCGGACAACGAUGGCCCGCACGUGGCUGCUGCCGGGGCUGCUGCAGCCGCCCUCGUGCUUGGUGCCGAGAUUGCGCCGAAUCAAGGCGAAUACGUCGACGGUCUUGCCCCAGAGAAACCCGAGUUAACGUGCAUCUCUGAGGAGGGAAUCGCAGACAUGGACCUUCCCGACAACAUGCUCGAGGACCUCGAUUACAUCGGGGAUUGUAUAACCUCGUGCAACAAGGUCGAGAACUAUCUGAUGCUGUCCGAGUUCGAGAACAAUCUGAUAGCUGAAAUACCGAUCAUCACGGAUCGCCGAGGUCGAAGGUGGUCCCUGGCCCGUUCGAAAGGUGGCCAAUCGAACCUCGAUCGUCCCUCAGCACCACAACCUCAAAACGAGGAGCCCGAAGCUAAGCCUAAAUGGCACGCGGCUCCUAAUGUGCCUCCUAAUAACAGGGUGAUCACCGUGAUCGACGAGGCAAGCACGUAGCUUGAUCGCGAGAUCAAGAGAUCGAACAAUCUGUGCGUUGAAUGGAUAUUUUAAAUCAAUCUUUCUUUCUUUCUUUUUCUUUUUUUUUUUUUUUUUCUUAAAGCUAUAUUAUACAAUUUUAUACGCAAGAAGCGUAGAAGAAGCAAAGUUUUUACGUAAUUUCUUACGUAAAUGAAAUACGAGUGCGAAGAAAUUGGAAAAAUAUUUUUACGAAUUUUAUACAUGGAUCGAAUUUUCGAACGGUUAAGCGGAAUAGUACAAAAUGGAUGGAAAAUGAAUGGAUGAAAAUCAUGAAUUAGGGAAGAAAGAGUUGUUAUAUUGAGAGGCUGAUCUCUUUUUUUUUUUGUCUCGUUUGUUGGCUCUUUGAUUUAAGAUAAUUGUUAAGAGAUCGUUGUUGACGAUAAGUAUAACAGCGAACACGGUGGCGCCGUUAAUCUGGCUCCCAUAGAGGCGUAAGAGAGUCCAGUAUUGGGUCACUUAAUUCGCGGUGCAAUUAAGGACAAUAACGUCGGCUUUCGACGAGAGGAACCACGGAAACGUUCCGUCCACAUGGAGAUAACCUCGACUCGCGUCGACGUCUUUGUUUAAGCUUCGUGCUAGUUCACUGCCACGCGUAGAUUCACGAAUCGGACGAUCUUUCGAUUAUCACGCGAACUCGUAAUCCAAUAUUUCUUUUCAAAAUAAAAAUUUUCCUUUUUUUUUUAAAUGUAAUCCAAUAUUACGAUUAUAAAUCAUGAAAUUGUUUUAUUAAUUUCGAAAUUGAAAUGUAUAGUAAGGAAAAAUGGAACGAAGAUCGUCCGAUUCACGUCGAUGUAAAAGUCAUGAUCUAGAGCCUUUAUCGAAGGAACCGCUUUAUUACGUAGGCACUGCUAGCUAAAGAUACUGAAACUAGUCCGAAUCGAAAUUCGUAUUGCAGCGAUAAAUGGUAUAUAGUAUAACGAUACUAUGGAAAUAUUAGCACACGAGAAUAAUUUAUCCUUGUAUCGUCGUUCGAGGCAUUUCGAGACGAAUGUUAUUCUCUUUCGAUGAUUCGAGCGCGGCCGGUACAAAAAAAAAAA
Apis dorsata (giant honeybee) is the source of this 3327-nucleotide messenger RNA. Its product is annotated as monocarboxylate transporter 2-like. The record is from RefSeq and is a predicted model, not a curated record. Bases 506 to 2269 code for a protein of 587 amino acids. Gene Ontology annotation, biological process: transmembrane transport. Gene Ontology annotation, molecular function: monocarboxylic acid transmembrane transporter activity. The transcript is spliced from 9 exons. NCBI's taxonomy places the organism in Eukaryota, Metazoa, Arthropoda, Insecta, Hymenoptera, Apidae.